AUUCAACAGUUUUGUUAACAUGAAUCUCUUACAGUGAAAAUUACAGUGCCAUGCUUACAGUGCCAAUUACAGUGUCAUGCUUACAGUACCUCACAUAAAGUACUCCAGUUACAGUGCCUCAUUUAUAUUGCUACACUUAUAGUGCUUAAUUUAUAGAACUAUACUUACAGUGCCACAACUACAGUGCUAUAUUUACAGUGUUAUACUUAGUGCUUCAUAUACAGUACCACAGUUACAGUGCUCGACUAACAAUACCACGUUGAUAGUGCCACAUAUACUGCACCAUACUUAAGAGUAUAAUACAAGCAGUAUACACUCAUACUACAUUCUCAACACCAUCUAACAGACCACAGUUAUUACCCCAUCACCUAAACACAGUUGACCUUAGCUGACCCAGUCCAAAGAUCCAGAACUGUUCACCCCGACUCACCCCACGUACAGGAAGGCAAUCACAUGUAAGCUGCUAUUACCUCUCAAAGUCUUCAGAGAUGAUCGAUACAAUUUGAUACUCCAUAUUAAAUUCUGGGAAACGAUCAAUAAAACACAGAAGAGUAAUUAAAUGAUGUGAAUUUUCUUAAAGGAUUGUUCACUACUGUAGGGGAGAGUUGGUGGCGCUACAGUACAGUAAGCAGUACCUUGAUGUGGUCGAGUCGAGGAGGAGGUCUAACAAGGAGUGACGUCGAGGGCCGGCAGGAUAUUUACAAGGAUUACAUAAGACGUGAGACGAGCCAAGAGAGAUCUAUACUACAAGACAGAAAUCGCCUGAAAAUCCGAACCGACAUCAAGAAAUUGCAUGAAAAUCUGAUUCAAAAUAAAGAAAUAUUCGAGGGAACCCAAACAUUCACCUUGGGGAACUCCUUUGAAGGUUUUAAAAAGAACACCAAGUAGAUCAAAAACUGAAGAACUGAACCUCUAGAGUAAGACCCUCCUCUAAGACCAUCUACAGAACCCUCAUUGAUACACCACUAAGACCCUCGUUGUAUCACCACUAAGACCUCCAUUGAAAUUUCACAAAGAACCGAUCGGAACUUCGCUAAAAUCCACUUCCAAAAGUCACCUACAAGACCACCUUCUCACCACCUCCCGUGAGAUCCCUUUGAAACCCAUCAUCAAGACUUAAUUUUUUUCCUCUCAAGACCCCACGAAUUUUCCUCCCUAUAGCAAGACCACCUGAGGAAUCGCCGUCAGUAGAGGAGGUACUUGGUGGCCAUGAGCGGUGAGGCUAGUGCCAGCGCCUCCCCCAUCCCAGCUGGUGCACAGGAGGCGGAAAGAUCACCUCGACCUGGGCCACCAUCUGUCAUCGCACCAGGCACCCCACAGCAUGACGGGGGGAACUGCGGCCCUCAUCCAGCUCCUCUGCCCCCAGGACCUGCUUCGUCAGGGAUGUCCACGGAGCCCUGGCAUCAACCCCAAUCCAGAGAAACAACCCCCCAAGACCACCCCAGCACUCUAACAACCCUCACCUCCACCCUCACCACAACCACGCCCACGCCACCCACCACGCCCACGCCACCUAUCACGCCCACGCCACCCACCACGUCUCCGUUACCUUCUAUGGAAAUGUCAUUCACCACGUCAAAUAACCACGCCUACGCCCAUGCUACCCACUACAACACCCACCACGCCCAUGCCACCCACCACGCCCAUGCCACUCACCACGCCCAUGCCACCCACCACGCCUAUGCCACCCACAACGUCCUCGUCGCACCCACACCAUCCACCCACGACAGCGGACUCAACCUGACCAUGCUGACCACGACCACACAUAGCAGUGGGCCACCCUCAAGCUGCGGCACGCCCGUAAGCGAGGUGGGCGUGGCCACUAACGUCAUCAUCAGGGACGACGUCAAUCUAUCCGCCCGCACGCCCGUCAAGCAGGAGGAAGAAGAGGAAGAGCUGAAGCACGCCUACACCGCCGCCCACUCCCACCCCUACGCCCACACCAUCCACGUCACACCAAAGUCAGAGGUCAAAGGUGAACUAGGGUCACCACCUCCCUCGGCAGCCACAACUCACAUCCCAGUAACUGUUCAUGACCUCGAUCAGGGAAGCUAUCAGUCACCGUACUCCGUCCAGAGCGUGGUAGUGUACGAUACCAGCCACCCUGUAGAGCACGUUCACGCCCACACUGUUGAUGGCCACCCUCACGCCCACACCCACCUGAGCAGCGAGGGUGCUACAUACGCUACGCUAGAGUCCGCCCCUGCUAUCACUACGCUAGCCUCUAUACCCUAUACCAACCCUUACUAUUACUACAAGACCCAGGACAUGUACGUAAAUGAUGAGGCACGACGCUCAGGUGGGUACGAAUUCCUGCAGGCGCCUUAUGGAACAACAGCUGGACACGCCCACACUAACGCCCACACCCACGCCCACCUACAGAAGUCUGACCCCGCUAUGUGGACUUCUACCCCUGAGUACACCCAGUUGCCUCCUCCUCCGUACCUCCCACAACAAGAGGUAUUAGACAGGUCGACUCCAUUACCUCAUCACACCUACAUGACCACCGCUACGGCCUGGUCUCCUGCACCCUCUCCAUACGAUUCCAUCCUCCACACGGCUUCAGGAGAGACCUACCGACGGAUAGAGCCAGGUGACCCAGACAGCAACGAGAGCCGGGAAUGUGUCAACUGCGGCGCCAUGACCACCCCGCUGUGGCGACGGGACUCAGGAGGCCACUACCUGUGUAACGCCUGCGGCCUCUACAGUAGGGCUAACGGCAUCAACAGACCCCACGUUCGUAGUCAGCGGCGACCUGUUAGUCCAUACGUGGCGCCAACAGCGGCUCCUCAACCACCCAGACGCUCGGGAAUGACCUGCUCUAACUGCCAGACCACCAACACUACACUAUGGCGACGGAACAACAAUGGUGAACCUGUCUGUAACGCUUGUGGCCUGUACUUCAAAUUGCACGGGGUGAGUCGUCCCCUCACUAUGAAGAAGGAAGGACCAAUCCAGACCCGGAAGAGGAAACCCAAAAGCACUUCCUCUGGGUCUUCUUCCUCUCAGUCCCAUCAGGCAGCCCCCAGCCGCUACCACACCAGCGCCAGCGUGAGUAUGGGUGGCGCCUCUUCGCUAAAGCCACAUCCAUCUUAUGUAUCAACAGUGAUCACAAAUUACGCUGACCACCAGGCCGCCGAUCACUACGGCGGCGGUGGCGUUGGCGGGUCAACGGCGGCGGUGGCGACAAUCCAUGAUCAAGAUGGAGCCACACAUCUCCUGACCUCAGCGACCCAUCCUGGCCUUUCACACGUCCCAGCCCAGUUGGUGACCUAUCCUGCCUCCCCUUCCUCUACCCCUCACCAUGUGUUGCCUAACUCUCAACACCUCUCUCACCAAGUUAUGAAACAGAUCCCCGUACUGGAGCCUCUUGAAGAUUCCAGCAUCAAGUACGAGCAUUCCAGCUAAGAUACACAGCUAAAACCCACAGCUUAAGUCAUACACAGCAUCUUAAAAGAAGGACAAGACGAACUACAGCAAAGACUGAAGCUAAACACCACAGCUAAGGAGAUACAGGACUCAGCUAAUAUCCGAAUAUCACAGCUAAGAAAGAGACUCCAGAUGUUCCGUAAAUUCUCAGUCCAAGGACUCAGUGAGAAACAUCAGCUAAAAAAGAAAAAAAAAUGUCCCCAACAGCUAAAUUUUACACUGUAAAGUAAAUAGCUGCUGCCUGAUCGAGGAGUGGAAGCUAACCAAUAGUUUGUACGCAAUGGAUACCGCCUUAAGACCGACCCCUUACAGGAAGCUAUUGAUGUUUUGAAAGCUAACACGUCUUUCAAUAUCAGCCAUGCCCUAUUGAUGAUUAUGAAAGCUAACUUAUCUCUCAACGUCAGCUAUGGUGUGUGGUACGUAUCAAGAUUAGAAGGUUAGUAUAAGAUUAGCCAAUUCGGGACCUUUGAUAUGUUAACUCUGAAUGUUUCACCCCGUCUUCCCUUGACCGGGGGGACUGAAUCCGCGGCUCAUGAGUAUUGCCAUAUGAUAUCCUGUAAAUCUGGGAUAUCUUUUCUUUUUUUACAAUAAUAACAGAAUGUAAGUUAGACAGUUUAUGAUAGGUCAGUAACCAUGUCAUCGUAGUGAUUAUUGAAAGAAAUAGGUGGAUUAUUAUUACGCAUUGUAACUUGAUAUUUAAAGCUUGAAUAUAUAUAGAGAAAAAUUCCUAAAUGUUGCCAUAUAUUGUUAUGUAAUGCAGUUAUUUUAGGCUAUCUAUUACAAUAAUUAUACCACGUGAUGGAUUUUUAUAAGACUUGUGAGGUGUUUGUGUUACGAUAAUACGGAACUGAGGCGCGUGAUUGGUUGGUUGGGCUCCAGUCCAAUUGGGUCCUUAGUGUUAAUGGGCCCUUAAGUUUUAAUGGGUAUUAGUUCUAAUGGGUCCCAGUUUUAGUAGGUACCAGUUGUAAUAGGCCCCUAGUUCUAUAAGGCCCAGUCCUAGUUAGCCACAGACUUAAUAGGCCCCAGUCAAACUUGGUCCCAAUGCUCAAUGUCCCAAUCGUAAUAGUCAGUUUCAAUUAAGUUUGGUUGAGGUCUCUAUAUAGUCUUGGGUGUCUAAUAUAGAACAAGGGCCCAUUAGGACUGAGAACCUACUUCGCCCAGGGUCCGUUUGGUCUAGGGGCCCAUUUGACAUGUAUACGACAUUCAUUAAACCGGUGAACAAUUGUAAAAGUGUAAAAAAAAAUAAGAAAAAAGUAAAUGGAUAGAAAUAUAAAGUACAAAAUGUUUUUUUUUCGGGGUAAUGUUUCAAAAUAAUCUGGGAUUUUUUUUUUUUGUACAUUAUUUUGACUUUUGUUGUUUGUUUAUGUAAGGUAAUAAAGAUUUACAACGUGUAUGGGUGAUUGAUGUUACCAGGGGGAAAAAUCUAGUGAUAUUUUAGGGGAAUAUUUUUAAAAUUUACAAAAAAUAUGUUGGGGAAAUUUUGCGAUUUUUUGAGAAUUAUAUAAAUUUUAAGGAAAUUUUUUUAACGAAUCUUAGGAAAUUCUAACUGAGGCAAAGUAGAAUUUUAUUAUUACAUAGAGAAAAUUUUAAACGAUCUAGGAAUAUUCAGGGAAAAUUUAGUGUUAAAAAUUUUGGGAUAUGUUACAAUAUAUAAUUUUAAAUAGAAUUAAUACAAUCGUAGAGAUUUCACAGAAUUUUAAAGAAAUCUAUAAAAUAUUAGGAAUAAUUGAUAAAACUUUAGGGAAAUUUGAUGUAAUUUCAAGAAAAAUUCAUAGAUAUUAAGAGAAAAAAAUAAUGUAUCCUAGAGGUUGUAAAUGCUGGUUGUGAAAACGUAAAUGAACCUUUGUAAAUAGCUGUAAAUACUCCAUGGUUGUACUUGAUAGUUGUAAACCCGGUUAGUAAAGACAAUUGUGUAUAAUAGUGCCAUGCUAGUAAUAAUAGUAAUAAUAACAAUAAUAUUAAUAAUAAACAGUUUCUACUGCAAA
Molecule: messenger RNA, 5414 nt
Organism: Homarus americanus (American lobster)
Lineage: Eukaryota; Metazoa; Arthropoda; Malacostraca; Decapoda; Nephropidae
Product: GATA-binding factor 5-B-like
Exons: 13
Coding region: 1210-3408 (732 amino acids)
Biological process (GO): negative regulation of transcription by RNA polymerase II; positive regulation of transcription by RNA polymerase II; cell fate commitment
Molecular function (GO): DNA-binding transcription factor activity, RNA polymerase II-specific; zinc ion binding; RNA polymerase II cis-regulatory region sequence-specific DNA binding
Source: RefSeq, a predicted model, not a curated record